CCCAAAUCUCCUCUCCCCUGCUGUGGCCGUGGGGGCUGUGCCCAUGGUGCUCAGCGCCGUGGGCUUCACCAGCGCAAGAAUCGCGGCCUCCUCCAUUGCUGCCAAGAUGAUGUCUGCUGCGGCCAUCGCCAAUGAGGGUGGCAUUAGCGCGGGCAGCUUGGUGGCCAUUCUGCAGUAAAUGGCAGGCUGCCAUGGCAUUGAUUAGGGCAGGCAUCGCGGCCUACUCCGUGGCCUCCAAUGUGCUGUCAGGCGUGGCCGUGGCCAGCGUGAGUAGGAUCAUCUCUGGCGGUGCCCUGACUGCCCUUCCAUCAGCAGCGGCAGCAGCCCGAGCUGCUGCAGCUGUGAUCGGAGGAGCUGCAGCCGUGGGGGCUGUGCCCGUGGUACUCAGCGCCGUGGGCUUCACUAGCACAGGAAUCGCGGCCUCCUCCAUCGCUGCCAAGAUGAUGUCCGCUGCGGCCAUUGCCAACGGGGGUGGUGUUGCCGCGGGCAGCCUGGUGGCCACUCUGCAGUCACUGGGAGCCACUGGACUCUCUCUGUCAAGCAAGUUCAUCCUGGGCUCUGCCGCGGCUGCUCUCCCGUUCUUUGCACGGGUUUAGCCAUCGCUCCCUGCCCCUCCCCUCCAGAGAAGACGAUGGCUGAGGGCCCAAAGCCUACCCAACCUGGCCCAGCGAGGGGCUCCCAUGCUGCCCACUACCAGUUCCCGGUGACAAUGUGCAAAUGUUGUACCCCACACUCCCCAGCAAAAUAAGGAAUAAAGGCAAUUGCUGGAACACC
Molecule: messenger RNA, 774 nt
Organism: Choloepus didactylus (southern two-toed sloth)
Lineage: Eukaryota; Metazoa; Chordata; Mammalia; Pilosa; Megalonychidae
Product: interferon alpha-inducible protein 27-like protein 2A
Exons: 5
Coding region: 132-596 (154 amino acids)
Biological process (GO): apoptotic signaling pathway
Cellular component (GO): mitochondrion; membrane
Source: RefSeq, a predicted model, not a curated record